CGAUAAGUAAAUAAAAACACGUACCCCUUGCAAAAUCUUUGUUUUCUGACGCAGUUUUCCAGCAAAAUUUCCGCAUAGUUUUCUUGCUUGUAUCUUUUGUGCACUUUUCCUGCAAAUUAUGGACGAACCGUCGGUUCCCACGGUCGAUCGUCCUGCUUCGGCGAUUGCGAUCGAUCCGUCCAAAACUCCGAAACAGAUUUACUUCGAGCUGCUCCGGGUUUGGCUGCACCAUGCCCAGAUGCAGCAGCAACUGCAGGCCUACUUUCCGUACUACCUGAUGAACAACUAUCCGCAGCUGUUCCAGGCCGGGACAGCUGGGCCGGGAGCGGGCACGGCAUCCGGAACGACCGGUGGGAACAGUGUGGUCCCCCAUGGGGGGAACCAAGCUCAGGCCAACCAGAGGAGGGCCGCGCAAAUGUUGGAUCCUGCCAGGCAGGAAGAGAUUAUCAACCGGAACGGCGGCUACGAGUACAUAAUUGCACCCCUUUGGAAGCGCUUCGUGGCCGAGGCGAUCGACAUUAUCAUCAUCUUUUUGCUGAAAGUUAUGACCACUAUGGCGUUCAUCGACUUCUUUGAGAUUGACUUACUCGACAUCGACUUCGACGCCAUCCGCAACUCGAUCGAGGAGGACUACACCGAACUACUCUCGUACACCUCUGAGCUAAUAAUACUGGAAAUAAUCACAAAAUGCGCCGUCUGCGUUUACGAAACCCUGUGGACAAUCCACGGUCAGGGUCAAAUCGGCGGCGCCACACCCGGCAAAAUGCUGAUGGGCAUACGAAUCGUGCACGUGGACGCUGUCGUUCUGCUGGAUCCACCCCCGGCCGGUGGCUUGGUGGCAAACCAGCAAACGCCGAUCCGGGCGCUGCUCUACCCGGCGGCCAAUCCGGGCUUCCGGCGGGCGCUCUGCCGAUCGGUCGCCAAGAACGCCCUGAUUGCGCUCUUCUUCCCGAUGUGCUUCCUGAUGUUCUUCUUCAGGCACAACCGAACCAUGUACGACGUCAUGACCAAAACAAUCGUCGUUGAGGACAAUCCGGCGCCGGUGCUGCGAAGGCGCUAGGAAGGUGAUGAAGAUGGUGGUAAGUCGCGUUUAGUCAUGGAAUCGAGCUGUGUUUGGGGAUUUUAUUUUGAGUGGGUUUAUUAAGUACUAAGCAUCAACCGUUGGACAGUUGAUGGAAAAUUACGCAAAUGGCAGGGCGUUGCCUCUCGGGACCUUAUCCGCGGGGGGAUAUUUCGUUAACCAAAUAUUUUUUAAUCGAUCAUCUUAAUAAAUGUAGCAGUAGUAAAAUGUC
Culex quinquefasciatus (southern house mosquito) is the source of this 1292-nucleotide messenger RNA. Its product is annotated as protein FAM8A1. NCBI's taxonomy places the organism in Eukaryota, Metazoa, Arthropoda, Insecta, Diptera, Culicidae. Bases 119 to 1060 code for a protein of 313 amino acids. The transcript has 3 exons. The record is from RefSeq and is a predicted model, not a curated record.